AUGUCCCGUUUCCUCUGUACAGUUGAUCCGGGUGCAACCCCACCCGAUGAAAACUGCACCACGCCUAGCACUCUCAGCGUCAAUGUUGACGAGUUGGAUGAUGAUCAACCAUCCAUCCCAUCAUCCUCCGGCACAGCAUCAUCGACUCCAACAACUGUUUUGUCUACCAGAGCGGGGGAUUUUGAACCGAUCGCAAUUGUUGGCAUGGGACUAAGGCUUCCUACAGGGAUUCGAUCUGGCGAACAGUUUUGGCAUUAUCUUCUAAACAAGGGCGAAGGAGUACGCGAGGUUCCAGAGAGCCGGUACAAAAUUGAUUCAUUCUACGACCCAGAGAAAGCACGUUGUGUUCGUACACGACAAGCCUGCUUUCUUGAAGAGGAUCCCGCUUAUUUCGACGCCGCAUUUUUCUCCAUCAGUAAGCACGAAGCUGCAAGGUUGGAUCCACAACAGCGACUUCUCUUAGAGGUCACUUGGGAGUGUUUGGAGAAUGCAGGAGUGACGAAAUGGCAAGGAAAAGAUAUAGGAUGUUAUGUUGGGGUCUUUGGCGAAGAUUGGGCUGAGCUUGCCUACGGCGACUCGCAGUCUAUCGAUCGAUACCACGUUCUCUCCACUGGUCCGUAUGCCCUGGCUAAUCGCAUCUCGUACGAGUAUGAUCUUCAAGGUCCAAGUAUGACGAUACAAAGCGGCUGCUCGUCUUCAAUGUUGGCCUUGCAUGAGGCAUGCCAGGGACUAUUUUCAGGUGAAUGCUCUGCGGCCAUUGUUGCUGGUUGCAAUAUCAUUCUCUCCCCCACCAUGUCAACAACAAUGUCAGAUAAUCUCGUCAUCUCACCCGACGGCAAGUCCAAAACAUUUGAUGCAGCUGCGGAUGGCUAUGGUCGAGGCGAGGCUAUCAAUGCACUUUAUAUAAAGAAAUUGAGCCAUGCGAUCGCUGAUGGAGACCCGAUCCGCGCCGUUAUCCGUGGUACGGGUACAAAUUCCGACGGGAAAACCCCAGUUAUCACAGCCCCCGGAACUAUAUCACAGGAGGCAUUAAUUCGAAAAACAUAUGCGAAGGCUGGCAUUCCAGAUAUUACUCAGACACCCGUCUUCGAGUGUCAUGGCACGGGCACAUUGGCUGGAGAUAAGUCCGAGGCCGCUGUCCUUGCCAAAAUUUGUCAAGGAACGCCGACUUUUAUCGGAGCUGUUAAACCAAAUGUCGGCCAUUCAGAAGGCGCUUCUGGUAUCACCAGCGUUAUCAAAUCGCCAGUAUCCGACAACUGCAGCAAAAGUCUUAGGGUUUUGAUUGUGUCUGCACGGAGUGAUGAGGCUCUGAAAAAGCGGAUCGAGGGCAUUGUUCAGUAUGCUGCCGAGAAACCCAAAAAUCUACAUGAUCUAGCUUACACAUUAGGUGUACGUCGGGAGCACCUGUCCAAUCGCGCAUUCGCAAUAGUGAACACAUCCCCAACACAAUCGCUCUCCCCUGUUGUGUUCAAAUCCCACAAAGCACUUGAAUCAACAGUUAUCUUUGCUUUUACAGGGCAGGGUGCCCAGUGGCCCGCGAUGGGCAAGACAUUGAUAGAAACCUUCAAAAGUUUUAGAGAUGACAUUAGAUAUCUCGACGAUGUACUCCAAUGCUUGGAACCAAGGCCAAGUUGGCGUUUGGAAGGUGAGCAAUCAAUUAUCCAUAUAAUCCCCGUGGCUUUUGUUUUUGACAACCCUAGAGACGAAAUUUGUAAAGAAUCAGACACUUCCCGUAUCCAUGAAGCAAAGAUGUCCCAGCCAGCCACCACUGCCAUACAAAUUGGGAUUAUCAAUCUGUUAUUCCAGUGGGCAAUUGUGCCAGUAGCAGUUGUCGGCCAUUCAAGUGGAGAGAUAGCAGCUGCAUACGCUGCUGGUGCACUCACUGCCAGUUCGGCUAUCAUAACUGCGUACCUUCGCGGAAUUGUUGCCACAGAGAUCAACAGGCCUGGCGCAAUGGCCGCAAUAGGACUGAGCUGGGAUGAGACAUCAUCAUUGUUGCCGGAUGGAGUAGGUUUGGCAUGUGAGAACAGCCCUCGGAGUGUCACUAUAUCUGGUGAUAGGGAAGGGGUCGAUGCUGUGCUCGAGCGAAUAAAACUAGAGAAACCCGAUGUUUCUUGCAAGAAGUUGAUGGUCAGCACUGCAUAUCAUUCCGAUCACAUGCGAGAGGUAGGAGAGCGGUAUGAAUCACUUCUUACACGUCAUCUUACACCCAUCCAGCCGGGCUCUCUUAGAUGUCCAUUUUUCUCAACUGUGACUGGUAAGGUGCUUCUUGAAGCAUCCUGCAUGAGUGCGAAGUAUUGGCGCCAGAACCUGGAAAAUCCAGUCAUGUUUGCGACAGCCGUCCAGGCGCUCCUGAAAAAAGAUGAUGGCCUCAAGGUCCCCAAUCCAGUUUUUAUCGAAAUUGGACCGCAUUCCGCACUUGCAAGUCCUCUAAGAGAGAUUUUCAAUUCCCAUGCCGCGAAAAAUGCUCCUACAUAUCUCCCCACACUGGACCGCAAGUCGAAUGAUUCGGCUUCCCAAUUACUCCAAACCGCGGCUCAUUCAUUUUCUCUUGGUAUUAAUGUUGACCUCCACAAGAUAAAUGGGCCUGGGAAUACAUUGAAAGACUUACCCAUAUAUCCAUGGGAUCAUGGGGAACGUCACUGGCAAGAAAGUCGUAUCACAAGAGACUGGAAAUUUCGAUCUCACCCUAACCAUGAGCUCCUUGGCUCACGUGUGGCAGGAUCGAGCGACUUUGAGCCAACUUGGAGAAACCUGCUAAGCCUUGAUGAAGUUCCUUGGCUUUAUGAUCAUCUUUUGCAGGGAGAGUUGGUGUUUCCAGGUGCGGCGUACGUGUGUAUGGCCGGCGAAGCAGUUCGACAACUUGCCCCUGAGUCCGAUUCGUUCUCGAUCCGUCAAAUUGUGUUCAAAACGCCACUAGUUUUGCGGGAAUUUGAGCCUCUUGAGGUUAUAACCAGCCUCAGACCAGUCAGGCUUAAUAUUCUUACUGACUCGGAGUGGUACGAGUUCAGCAUAACGGCCUAUGACCCACAAAGUGACCGCUGGAUGAAACAUUCACAGGGGCAAGUCAAAGCUAGCUCUGAUAGCGUCCCAAUUCCAAGAAAAAUCACGAAACAGGAUAGAUCAGUGCCGGCAGAUCAAUGGUAUAACAUUCUAGAUCGAUGGGGACUGUCCUACCGAGGUGUAUUUCAAGGACUUAUGGGUAUAUCUGCGAACCCAACUAAACCAGUUGCGACGGCCACGGUGAAAGAUGACCCCGAAGGACAUGCUAGUCGGUACCUUAUUCACCCCGCUGCCAUUGAUUCUUGCUUGCAACUUUUAUCAGUGGCAGCAACAUCUGGACUUUCUUACCGAUUUGAUCAAAUGGUGAUUCCUGCUGGGAUCGAGGAGAUUUACAUCAGCCGUGGCAGCGACACGAUGGCGGUAGAAGCGUCUAGUGACACAAAAGUUUCUCGAACCGCUUUUGGUGAUGCCAUAAUGAUGAAUGACAAUGGGAAUGUUGCCUUGAGCAUGACUAAAGUUGUGAUGGCGGUUCACGAAGAUUCUGGGGACCUUGGGUUCGGGGGAAGACACCUGAUAGCGGAGGUCGAGUGGAAACCGUGGCUCGAAAUGCUCCCCCGCAACAAUCUGUUCCCCGUCGUCACCUUUGACAAAAGCUACGUGGACCAGAUCAAAGUACUGGGCCAAAUAUGCCAUCUUUACAUCUUGGAGACGGCGGAUCGGAUUCGAGAGCUGGACACGGAUAUCUAUGCUCUGGAGAACUGGAAGGAGUGGAUUCUGCAGCAGUAUAGAAGCAUCUACAGGGGGACUCAAACAUAUUGCAAAGACUCGACCAAAUGGGCUCUCUUGGACAGCCUCGCCCGAACACAGUUGAUCAAUGACCUUACAGCCACUGUCGACGAUGAGAGCGGUUGUAUUCCUAUCGCCAGGUGCUUGGAGCGGAAUUUUCAUAGUUGUGUGGAUUACUUGCAAGGCAAAUCGUCACCAAUGGAGUGUUUAGAAAAAGACCGCCUUCUCCAAGAAGCCUAUGCUGUUGAUCGGUCCUUCGCCCUUUGGGAGAAUUUUCUUUCUCUUCUCGGCCACCAACUUCCAACCAUGAGAGUCCUUGAAAUCGGCGGCGGAACAGGCGCUGCAACAUCUGCGUUAUUAAAAUACCUCAAAUCCUCAGACGGAGUGAUGCUGUUCUCACAGUAUACCUUCACAGAGAUAUCUCCUGAAUUCACGGCUGCAGCGCAAGAACAAUUCGCCGGGAUAGACAAUAUUGAAUUCAGAAGCCUGGACAUCACGAAAGAUGCGAAGGAACAAGGAUUUGAGCUGCAUAGCUUCGACUUGAUUAUUGCAUCUAAUGUAAUACAUGCGACAGCUAGCCUCAAACACUCGCUCAAAAGGGUACACGAUCUCAUCGCUCCCCACGGAUAUUUUUUGCUUCAUGAGCUUGACACGGAACAUCCCUUUGUUCCGUAUAUCUUUGGUGUGUUCUCUGGCUGGUGGGCUGGGAAAGAUGAUUCAAGAUCUGAGAGGCCAUUUGUGUCUCCAGAAAGAUGGAACUCUGAGCUCAAAUCAGCCGGAUUUACUGGUGUCGAAUCGGUUGUGCAUGAUGCAGUGUCCCCCUAUCAGCUUUGCGCGACUAUAAUCAGCAGACCAGUCGCACAACAUCCGCCUCAAGGGGAUAUCUGUCUUUUGACGGAUGAAUUCAUUCCAGAAUGGGCGGUGGAUGUGGAAUCAAAAUUCACCCAAGACGGCUUCAAUGUCUCUUGGACUACCUUGGACCAGCAGCAGAAAACACCUUCUCAGCCAGAUACUAUAUUCGUGUCAUUACUAGAUAUGAACGGCCCAUUCCUCCACGCGUUGACAGAAGAAGGCUUUGGUCUUUUACAAAAGUUUCUCAAUGCCUCAGAGGAUCGCUCCCUCGUAUGGGUGACAUCAUCCACACAAAUGUCUUGCCCGGAUCCGCGCUAUUCUUUGACCCACGGAUUUUUCCGAGCCUUUCGACAUGAGACCCCAAUGGAUCUAAUUGUCUUCGAGGCCGAUAGAUUUGACUUGACUGCCUCAUUUGCCCUUGUCAAAUUCUGCCGUGAGAUUAGACGAUCACGAAAUGGAUCUCUCAACGAUCUGGACUACGAGUUUUCUUUGCAUGCAGGUACAGUGUAUACUCCUCGUAUACAUUGGAGAGCUCCAAACCAAAUAUGCCGCCACCUCGAUCUCACACAACCUCCUUGCAAGAUUGAAAUAGAAACAUAUGGGCUUCUAGACAGCUUCAAAUGGGUCUCCUUUGAAAAGGAUAUCCUCCAAGAUGGCUAUGUUGAGAUCGAAGUCCAGUAUACCGCCUUGAACUUUAGGGAUAUGAUGAUUGCCAUGGGACUAUUGGGAUCGAUCGAUGAACUUGGCCUCGAAGGUGCGGGCCUUGUCACUCGCAUUGCUCCAGGUGUGGAAGAUAUAAGAAUUGGGGAUCGAGUUGCCUUCGGGGAGAUGGGAGCACUUCGGUCGAGGGUUAUCAUUCCCCGAGAAAGAUGUAGUAAGAUCCCACAUGAACUCUCAAUGGCUGAUGCUGCCACAAUGCUGGUUGUUUAUUCGACGGCAUUCUAUGCCAUUCUUCACGUGGCGUCUUUACGCGAAGGCCAAUCCAUUCUCAUACAUUCCGCCUGUGGAGGUGUUGGCCUGGCUGCGAUUCAAGUUUGUCGCCAGAUUGGAGCUGUGAUUUACGCAACAGUAGGCUCGGAGGAGAAGGCGAAUUACCUAGUCGAGAACUGGAGCAUUCCUCGCAGCCGGAUAUUUACAUCUAGGAGCGCAGCAUUUGCUUCAGAGCUCAUGCGAGAGACAGAGGGGAAGGGGGUAGAUGUGGUGCUGAAUUCUCUGUCCGGGGAUCUUCUUCGCGCAUCCUGGAUGUGCACAGCUGAAUUUGGAAAAAUGAUUGAACUUGGAAAACGCGAUUUGAUUGCUCACGGGAACCUGGACCUUGCCCCAUUUUUGCUGAAUAGGGUUUAUUUCGGGGUAGACUUGAUUCAUGUCGGGCAAAAGAGGCCAGAAAUACUAAUGCAAAUUCGAAAGGACUGCUUGGAAUGGUACAAGCAGGGGAAAAUUACCCCAAUUCGGCCGGUGACUGUUUUCCCGGCGGCUGAUAUCAGUGCUGCUUUCAGACACAUGCAGCAGGGCUCCCACAUGGGUAAGGUUGUUGUGGAUAUGCAGGAAGUCACAAAGAGCUCGCCGCAUUUGCAAUCUGGUAUCAGUGAGAUCAGAUUUCUUGGAAAUGCGUCCUACCUCCUUGUCGGGGGUCUGGGAGGUAUUGGAAAAACCCUCUCCGCUUGGAUGGUGAACAACGGAGCUCGAAAUCUAGUAUUUCUCAGUCCCUCUGCUGGUAAGUCCAAGGAAGAUCAAGAAUUCAUCGGGGAGUUGGAGGCACAGGGCUGUGUGAUAGCAACUGUUGCCGGCGACAUAGCAAAAACAGCCGAUGUGGCAAAGGCUAUUGAAGGCUGCCUCUUUCCCGUGAAAGGUGUUGUGCAACUUUCUGCAAGACUUCGGGAUCGCACGUUUAAGAAAAUGCUGUUUGAAGAUUGGACAAAAUCGCUUGAAAGUAAAGUGAAGGGCACCUGGAACCUCCAUGAAGCCUUGAAGUCUACGCCACUGGAUUUCUUUUUAAUGUUCAGCUCAACCUGCAGCAUUACUGGCCAAACUGGACAGACCAACUAUGCCGCCGGCAAUAGCUUCUUGGAUGCUUUUGCGGCCUAUCGCCAACAGCUUGGUCUUCCAGCUUCCAUCAUCAACCCUGGAGUCAUUGAGCAUCGCGGGAUUGUGAGCCGCGAUCCCGAAUUGCUGCGCUACAUUAAGGGGCUGUCGAUUCAUCUACUACAAGACAGAGAGCUAAUUGAUGGUGUUCGUUUGGCCAUGGGUCCACGCAAAACACCAUUUUCACCACUUGCGAUUGGCUUAUCGCAUACAAAGCCGCUAUCGGACUCGACUAUGAAGACACUCUGGCCCCGAGAUGCACGCUUUGGCAUGUACGCAAAUCUUGAAAAGUCCAGUCAGGGAACCACCGGGCCCAACAACAAAGUGCUCCACAGUCUCAUGACCAGAGUUCAAAAUGACCCAAGCAUUCUACUGGACCUGGAAACCGAAGAUUUAAUCCGGGCUGAACUAGGAAUGCUUGUUGCCACAUAUGUGCCACGUGCAGAAAACAUGAACGCGGAGGAAAUCGCACAGAUGCAUCUCGAUUCUUUGAUGUCUGUUGAAGUUCGGCGUUGGAUUAAGAGCCACUUGACCUUGGAAUUGAGUUUGAUUGAAAUCAAUAGGGCUGAAACAGUAGGAGAGCUUGCACGUGUUACACUUGAGCAUUUGAAAGCCAAGUUUAACCUCCAUGCGGUGGCAGAGAUUCACAAUAUCUAG
Molecule: messenger RNA, 7380 nt
Organism: Penicillium verhagenii
Lineage: Eukaryota; Fungi; Ascomycota; Eurotiomycetes; Eurotiales; Aspergillaceae
Product: type I polyketide synthase
Exons: 6
Coding region: 1-7380 (2459 amino acids)
Biological process (GO): fatty acid biosynthetic process; secondary metabolite biosynthetic process
Molecular function (GO): 3-oxoacyl-[acyl-carrier-protein] synthase activity; oxidoreductase activity; fatty acid synthase activity
Source: RefSeq, a predicted model, not a curated record